Myotis myotis is the source of this 2626-nucleotide messenger RNA. Its product is annotated as butyrophilin subfamily 2 member A2-like. The record is from RefSeq and is a predicted model, not a curated record. The transcript has 8 exons. Gene Ontology annotation, biological process: T cell receptor signaling pathway; regulation of cytokine production. Lineage: Eukaryota; Metazoa; Chordata; Mammalia; Chiroptera; Vespertilionidae. Gene Ontology annotation, molecular function: signaling receptor binding. Gene Ontology annotation, cellular component: external side of plasma membrane. The coding region runs from base 173 to 1729 and encodes 518 amino acids.
UUCCUCCCCGCGUGCGGGACGGUUUGCUCUCGGGCGGGUUACAGAGGGAGAACCGGACCGUCCUUGAGCGUCCGCGGAGGAAAGGAGAUGCCGCCCUGAAGUCCGACAGGUCUGCGCCCUGGGCCUGCGCCCCCGCCUCCCCGCCUCCCCGGGGUGACUGGACCUCGGUGCCAUGGAGCCGGCGGCUUCCCUUCGCGUCUCCCCGCCGGACCCCCGGCUCUUCUUCCCCCUCCUCGGCCUGUCUGCGCUGGUCUCAGCCCAGUUUACAGUCGUGGGACCGGAUGAGCCCAUCCUGGCCAUGGUGGGAGAACACACGGUGCUCCGCUGCCACCUGUCGCCUGAGAAGAGCGCGGAGGACAUGGAGGUGCGGUGGUGCCGGGCUCGGCUCUCCCCGGCGGUGCUGGUGUACAUGGGCGGGCGCGAGAGGCCCGAGGAGCAGAUGGCACAGUACCGCGGACGGACCACCUUUGUGAGCGAGGACAUUAGCAAGGGGAGGGUGGCCCUCGUCAUUCACAACGUCACAGCCCACGACGACGGCGUCUACCGCUGCUAUUUCCAGCGAGGCAGGUCCUACGACGAGGCCGCCAUGCGCCUGGUGGUGGCAGGCCUGGGCUCCAAGCCCCUCAUUGAGAUGAAGGACCAUGAGGAUGGGGGCAUCCGGCUGGAAUGCACGUCGGAAGGGUGGUACCCCGAGCCCCACGCAGUGUGGAGGGACCCGUAUGGUGAGGUCACGCCCGCCCUGGAGGAGGCUUACGCCCAGGAUGCUGACGGCCUCUUCAGGGUCACCUUGGCCGUGAUCACGGACAGCUCCGUGAGGAACAUGACCUGCUCCGUCAACAACACGCUGCUCGGCCAGGAGAAGGACUCUGUGAUCUUCAUCCCAGAACCCUUGAUCCCCAGCUCAUCUCCCUUCCCCUGGAUGGAGGCCCUGGCAGUUGUCCUGCCUGCUCUGCUCCUCCUCAUCAUCAUCCUCGGCAGCAUCUGUCUCAUCAGGAAACUCCGCAGGAGAAAAGAAGCUCUGGCCCUGGAAAAAGACCUUGAAAAUAAACAGAAAGAAAUGGCUCAGCAACUUCAGGAAGAAUUGCGAUGGAGAAGAGGCCUCCUACAUGCUGCCGACGUGGUCCUGGACCCCGAGACCGCGCACCCCGAGCUCUUCCUGUCCGAGGACCGGAGGAGCGUGCGGCGGGGGCCCUCGCGGCAGAGUCUGCCAGACACCCCCGAGCGGUUCUCCUGCCGGCCCUGCGUGCUGGGCGCCCCCAGCUUCUCCGAAGGCCGGCACUGCUGGGAGGUGGAGGUGGAGCGCGCCAUGGCCUGGUCCGUGGGCGUCUGCGCGGCGGGCGCAGAGCGGAGGGGCGAGGGGCCGCUGGCCCCCGGGCACGGCUUCUGGACCCUGGAGAUGUUCGAGGGCCGGUACCGCGCGCUGGCCUCGCCCGAGAGGGUGCUGCCCCUGAGGGGGCGCCUGCGCCGCGUGGCCGUGUUCCUGGACUACGAAGCCGGGGACGUGUCCUUCUACGACGCGCGGGAGCGCGCGCACCUCUACACCUGCCCGCGCGCGUCCUUCUCGGGGCCCCUGCGCCCCUUCUUCCGCCUGGGCUCCGACGACGGCGCCCUGUCCAUCUGCCCCGCGUUCGCCGGGGCCCAGGGCGUCCCGGUGCCUGAGGGAGGCCUGGUCCUGCACGGGGCGAGGACCGAGCGCAGCCACCAGUUCCCUGGCCUCCGAGGAGAGUAGGGGAGCCCUGGCCGCCCCUCCUGCCACGCACCCGCUGUGGUCACAUCGGAGACCCCCUUCCGAGGCCCCGCCCGCACCCCAGGCCGUCUCCCCACUGAGGCAGUUGCUGCAGCCGCUCAUUUGCCGGUCACCAGGGGGCAGGGGCCAGUCCCGGGGGCAUCAGGGCUCCGGGUGGCCCCCAACCAAAGAAAGUGCUGGGCGGCGACGGGCGGAGAGCCCGCUGCGGUAGCAUCAGGUGACGCGUGUGGCCUUGAACCCGAGUCCACACCAGGCACCGUGGACUCGCCGUGAGGCCAGCAGGUGCCCCAGGACCUGAGAGGACGGAAAGCCACCCUUGGAGGUCAGGGAUGAGGAAGCGGGACGGCGGGCUGGGAGGGGCCCGGCCCUCGGGUGGCUGAGCCGGCUCAGGAGGGCCCAGGGUCCCAGCACCUGCAGGUCCAGCCCGCCCACCCCCCGGUUUGCAGCCCACACAGCAAAGCUCCCAGGCUGAAAGGACGGAACAGACACAGGAUGAAAGACGAGGAUCUGUGGGGAUCGGGCCUGGCUCAGGUGUCCCCACCAAAAUCGAGGGGGCAGUACCCGGUCAUGGUCGCGGAGAGCGGCCCGGGGUGUAAGGCCCCAGCUGAGCAGGUGAGCAGUGAACCAGUUCAUCGCAAGGCCUCGGUUCAGCGGGGAGGCCGCUGGUUUCCAGCUUCUUGGCCUCAGGAUGCCUUAUUCACGAAAAAUGACCGAGGCCCCAGAGGGCUUUUGCUCAUUUUUGCUGCUGAUAUUUGCUAUAUUGGACUGAAAAGCUUCGAAGAAGUCUGUCAAUCUAUAUUUAUGUGACAGCUAUAAACGGAUUAAGAUUAACAUAACAUGUUUUUGUGAAAGAUGACUUGUUUGCAAAGCAAAAUAAAU